This is a messenger RNA of Carcharodon carcharias (great white shark), 876 nucleotides long. RefSeq names its product mth938 domain-containing protein-like. NCBI's taxonomy places the organism in Eukaryota, Metazoa, Chordata, Chondrichthyes, Lamniformes, Lamnidae. Gene Ontology annotation, biological process: positive regulation of fat cell differentiation. The coding region runs from base 247 to 615 and encodes 122 amino acids. The transcript is spliced from 4 exons. Gene Ontology annotation, cellular component: cytoplasm. The record is from RefSeq and is a predicted model, not a curated record.
GGUAACAGUUGCAACGCAAAGAAAAGUAAAAAUGAGGGAGGGCACCAUUCCAUUUAGUUUAUCCCCCCGUGACAGAAUUAUAAAAAUAGGUAAGCUGGAUAAACUUGGACUCUAAGGAAUUGGGGCCAUCUAAAAACAUAUGACAUUGAAUGAAACAGAAAAUAUAAACCCGGAACAUUAUUUUACGUUAAACCUUCACUGCACAACAAGGUGUCAGGAGUACAAACUAGCAAAAGUGAAUGAAGCAUGACCUCGCCAUCUAUAGCCUCAUUAAGGUGGGGAGAAAUGAAGGUUGAGGGUAGUGACACUCUGUACAAGGACUGUAAAGUCUGGCCGGGAGGAAACCGAAUGUGGGACUGGAGAGAGACAGGAACUCAUCAUACACCUGGAAUUCAGCCAGCUGAUAUUAAUGAAAUUGUAAACAAAGGUGUUCAGACUCUUGUAAUUGGAAGGGGAAUGGAUGAAGCAUUGCAAGUGCCUGAAGAGACGCUGUCUUUCAUCAGAAGUAAAGGUAUUGUUGCUGUGGUUCUACAGACAGAGAAAGCCGUGCAUCAGUACAAUAAACUGGUGAAAGAGGGGGUUGCCGUCGGAGGAAUCUUCCAUUCAACCUGCUGAUGCAUCUGAGUCGGCAUCUUGUGGAUCACAGGAGAAUAGCUAGUUGUGUUCAGAUGCCCAGUUUUAGCAUUUUGUUAUUUUUUUUUAAUACCAGAAGCAAAGGCAAACUAACUCAACAUUUUGUUCUGUAAAGUAGAGUAGACUCUGGAAACCACUUAAACAUUCAGUAGCCCAUAAUUUCUGCUGAAAAGAUUAUUUGGACUGGUGUAAAGCAAUACUUCAUGAUAUUUCCUGUUAAUAAACAUUCCUUGCUGCAUCCGC